AUGGUCCGUGUCGCGGCCCUGACUGCCUUCCUGGUCGGACUGUGGGACAUAACAAGUAUCUCUAAGCUCGUUUGCGCGGGGCAACAUAACCCAGCAUAUUUAGACUCGUCCCUCCCGCCCAAGGAACGAGCGGCAGAUCUACUCCAACGUAUGACCUGGGAAGAAAAGGUAGGCCAGCUGGGUGGUGUUCGACGAACUCUUGGGCGCACCAACGGACAAGCGACUCUUAACAAGACGGCCUUCGAUAUUGCUCACAAGACUCAGAAUGGGCAGAUAGGCCUGGGAGCUCAGUACAACUAUGCCAAGGACGUUUUGCCGGUCGUGAACGAACUACGUGCUGAGCAGAUCAACAGUACGAGGCUGGGCAUCCCGUAUGUGGUAAUUACAGACUCCAUUAACUCAGUAUGGGUGUCUGGCGGUACAUUGUUCCCUGGUGCUAUUUCUAUGGCCUCGUCAUGGAACCUGGAUCUUUACGAGCGAGUCAUCGCCGCUAUCCGAGACGAGAACCAUGCGCUUGGCGUUAACUGGGUUCUUUCUCCGGAACUCGAUAUCGCCUACGACCCUAGAAAUGGUCGAAAUGGCGAGAUGUUUGGAGAGGACACUUAUCUCAUCUCACAAUUUGGCACGAAGCACGUUCAGACCAUGCAGGCGAAGGAUGAUAACGGCUUCGUCAAGAUCGCGACAACAGUUAAGCACUGGGUUUACGGGCGCGGUAAUGGCGGUGUUAACCGAGCGAGCAUGUCCGGAGGCAUAAACCAUAUCAUGAACGAUCUCGCAGCCCCGUACAUUAAAGUUAUCAAGGAAGCCGAACCCCUAUCGUUGAUGGUAUCCUACGCGUCAGUAGAUCGUGUACCUAUGUCUAUCAAUAGGCACAUGAUUCAGGACAUACUAAGAUACAACCUUGGAUUCGAGGGACUAGUCAUGUCAGACGCAAGUUCCAUACAAUAUACUACGACAGAAUCGAAAGUCGCAAAAUCUCGUGAAGACGCUGCUCUGAAGGCCCUUCGCGCGGGACUAGAACACGAACUAUCUCCUGAUGGAGCAGGCCUAUACACGACUCUGAUUAACGAAUUCAACAACACCGAAAUCGCCAAUCUAAUUGACAAGUCCGUCUUAGCUCUGCUUGUGAUUAAAUUCGCAACCGGUGUAUUUGAUAACUCGCUACCGUCGGUUGAGAAAAUGGCGAACACGCUGAGAAAUGAGGACCACUUGGAAAUAAAUCGAAAUAUUUCCCGGGAAUCUGUCGUACUCCUAAAGAAUGAUGGCAUCUUGCCUCUGCAGAGGAAUAACAUAGGCAAGAUCGCAGUUGUGGGUGCGUACGCAGACAUGAUAAACGCCGGCAUGUACGCGGCUUGCAACGCCACUGAUCCUGCUUACGGCGACUCGUUGCGCCGUAGUCUCUCAAAGGAACUUGGGGAUGAGAAUGUGCUCUACGCUCACGGUGUCGAUGCGCUUCCUUCGAACGAUAGCUCAGGCAUCGAUGCAGCCAUGGCAGUUGCUAGGGAAGCUGGGUUUGCUGUCGUGGUUCUCGGUUCAGGAUAUGGCACAUUUGAUGCAACCGAGAUAAAUAACCGUCGCACGGAUGGUGAGGGGUUCGCGCAUGCAGAGUUAGGAUUCCCAGGGCUCCAACAACAGCUAUUAGAUGCCGUACUAGACACUGGUGUCCCUACGAUACUAGUUAUGAGCGGUGGACAGACAUUCGUUCUUAAUGAAUCAACGAUGCGAUCCGCUGCUAUUAUCCACUCCUGGUUAUCUGGCGAGUUCACUGGCGACGCACUCGUCGAGAUUUUAUUCGGCGAUACGAAUCCUAGCGGAAAGCUGACAGUGACGAUGCCCCAGGCCAACGGCGCAUUUCCUGCUGCGUACGAUUAUUUGCCAUCUGAUGAUCAAGGAGGGUUCGGUACUGCUACAUUAUACGACUGGCAGUGGCCGCAAGUAGCUCGAUACGCACCCUUAAGGUUCGGAUUUGGGUUGAGCUAUACGACGUUUAACAUUUCGUCGCCGGUCACUCCGAGUGCGGUUUCAUAUGGGGGAGACGUAUCAGUGAGCGUAAGCGUGAAAAAUACCGGAAAAGUGGCAGGCAAGGAAGUGGUGCAAUUGUACUAUCGACCCGAGUACAGCGUGAUUGAAUUCCCGGUUAUGAAACUUGUCCGUUUUGUCAAAAUAGACCUAGCUCCAGGUGAAUCCAAGGAUAUUAAGUUGGUAGUACCGCACAACGAGCUUGGAUAUUACAUCGAUGGAAUAUGGAAUGUGGACUCUGGGAACUACACUUUUUGGAUUGGAAGUAGUUCUAGGACCGAAGACUUACAUCGAUUCAAUGUGACAAUAUCAUAG
Messenger RNA from Annulohypoxylon maeteangense, 2334 nucleotides. RefSeq names its product glycoside hydrolase family 3 protein. The record is from RefSeq and is a predicted model, not a curated record. The coding region runs from base 1 to 2334 and encodes 777 amino acids. Gene Ontology annotation, molecular function: hydrolase activity, hydrolyzing O-glycosyl compounds. The transcript is spliced from 3 exons. Gene Ontology annotation, biological process: carbohydrate metabolic process. NCBI's taxonomy places the organism in Eukaryota, Fungi, Ascomycota, Sordariomycetes, Xylariales, Hypoxylaceae.